AUCUCAUCUCUAUUUAUUUUCCGUAAUUCUUCUUUUUUCGUCUGGUUUCUUGAAUUCUUACACUUAAGUUACGCCCAAUUAUUUUCAGCCUGCCGGACGUCAAGUGCUCGCUCAAUUUAUAGUUCGUUUUAUCAUCGUCCUCCCGUGUUUUUCUUGCUCGCGGGAAAUGAUUGUUUGAGAUACAAUGAGGAAACGGACUCUGGGGGCAUGGGGGGUGGCGAUCUUUUGUUUCCUGGUGCUUAUGAUUGUGACUCCAGCCAUUCCUCAGUCCGAAGAAUACCACGAUUUCGCUGACAAGCGCGAGUUCUUCGGCAUACCUAACAUGCUGAAUGUGGUUUCAAAUUUCCCAUUCCUUGUUCUUGGUGUCGUAGGACUUGUACUUUGUCAUUAUGGGAACUAUUUUAGGCUGAGCUUGCAAGGUGAGGUUUGGGGUUGGACGUGUUUCUUCAUUGGUGUGGCUCUUGUAGGUUUUGGAUCAUCGUACUAUCAUCUCAAGCCAAAUGAUGCUCGUCUUGUGUGGGAUCGCUUACCGAUGACUAUUGCAUUCACGUCAAUUAUUGCUAUCUUUGUAAUUGAGAGAAUUGACGAGCAAAAGGGAACAGUUUCCAUCAUCCCUCUACUCAUGGCUGGUGUAAUAAGCAUUUUGUAUUGGAGGUUUUUUGAUGACCUCCGCCCGUAUGCAGUUGUCCAGUUUCUUCCUUGCAUUGCAAUUCCACUAAUGGCUAUCUUGUUGCCCCCUAUGUACACUCAUUCGACAUAUUGGCUUUGGGCAGCUGGAUUUUAUCUUUUGGCAAAGUUGGAAGAAGCAGAAGACAAAGUGAUUUACAAGUGGACUCAUCAUAUUGUUAGUGGACACACACUCAAACAUUUGUGUGCUGCCAUGAUUCCUGUCUUCUUGUCUCUCAUGCUUGCAAAGAGGACUAUUGAAACAGAGAGGCAAAGCUUGCUCAGAACAUGGCGGAUUUCAUGGGCCCAGGUUAAAGGUGAUGAGGUCAAGGUAGAGACUUAUACCUGUACAGAAGAAAAUGUUCCAAUUGUGGAAAUACGCUAAUGGAUAUGUAAUCUGUAGUCACUGGCCUGAUUGAGUGGAAAAUAUUGUAACCUUACCUACCAAAAUAAUAGAAACCUCGUAAAUGCAUUUUCCGGCACUUAGCACAAAAAAUUAAAAAUAAUAUGUACUUAAUGUUUCAUUA
Malania oleifera is the source of this 1193-nucleotide messenger RNA. RefSeq lists its product as uncharacterized. Gene Ontology annotation, biological process: ceramide metabolic process. NCBI's taxonomy places the organism in Eukaryota, Viridiplantae, Streptophyta, Magnoliopsida, Santalales, Ximeniaceae. The record is from RefSeq and is a predicted model, not a curated record. Gene Ontology annotation, molecular function: hydrolase activity, acting on carbon-nitrogen (but not peptide) bonds, in linear amides. Bases 185 to 1051 code for a protein of 288 amino acids. The transcript has 7 exons. Gene Ontology annotation, cellular component: membrane.